CAAACAAAAAAUAUCAUGGAGUAAUACAGUAAAAGCUUUCUUUCACAAAAAAAUAUGUCGACGAUAUGUUUGCACUGUUGUAAGCAAAAAACAUGUACUGUCAACGGUUUGCAUGUAUGGUAACCUGGUAAGGAUGUUCAACAAGAGGUUGAAAGGAGCUAAGAAGAAGUAAACAGCUAGCACAAGCAGCAAUCAAGUCGUGGGCCUGUCAAACUGUCUGUAUCAGAGGACAGCUAACAGUGAGUUAGGCCAUACGCUGCUGACCGUAGACCGUUGAACAUUUUCAACACGCAGAUAUUAGAAAAGUAUACACUGAUCCAGACCUCCAUUCCAUUCCUCCUUUAUCAUCUCAUCCAAGAGGGGUCAUAUUACCAGACGACACAGUUGGCAGUUAUGGGUACCUCCCCCCUGAGUCUCCACCACCCACCUCCCCUCCUCCUGCUCCGCCUCCUCCUCCUGCCAUUCGUCACCACCCAAACCAUACUGAACAUCACCAACCGAUGCCCCUACACCGUAUGGCCGGCUGCUUUGCCUGUGGGCGGCGGCAUGCGGCUGGACUCAGGGAAGACAUGGACCCUCCAGGUGCCCUCUGACACCCGUGGAGGAAGAGUGUGGGCGCGCACAGGCUGCUCGUUUGACGGCAAAGGCAAUGGGUCAUGCCAGACAGGCGACUGCGAAGGCUUGCUCGCCUGCAAGAUAGAUGGUCAGGCACCCGUCACGUCUGCUGAAUUCUCGCUAAACCAGUAUAACAACAACAGUUUCUUUGGCAUCUCCCUCGGUCAGGGCUUCAACGUACCCAUGGAGUUCUUGCCAAUGCCGGUCAAGGGGAAAGGGGGAUCAGGGUGCAGAAAGGGGCCCCACUGUGGGGCCAACAUCACGUCACAGUGUCCGAGCGAGCUCAAGGCACCGGGAGGCUGCAACAACGCAUGUACAGUGUUCCAGGAGCAGAAUAAUGGUAUGUACUGCUGUUAUGAGAGGGAAUGUGAACCCAACAAAUACUCGGCCUUCUUUGUGCGGAUGUGCCCGGAGGCAAUAAGCUACUCCAGUGAUGCUGCCACAGAUACUUCAUUCAGCUGCCCAUUUGAUACUGACUACCAGGUCAUCUUCUGCCCACCGGUCAAUCUAACGUCUUCACCUCCAAGUCCUCCUAACUCAGCUGAUCUUAGGCCACUAUAUUCACCUCCAAGUCCUCCUAACUCAGCUGAUCUUAGGCCACUACGCAAAGGAUCCUCAAUAGGCACUUCUGUUUCAGUUGCAAUUGCAGGUGCCAUAGGUUUAAUAAUCGUCACAUUCAUCUUUUUCAUCAUACGUCGAAGAGGAACACGACGACACCAUGAGAUGACAGAUGAGGAGGCAGAGUUUGAUCAGCUACAAGGAACACCAAUGAGGUUUACGUUUCAACAGUUAGAAGCAGCAACAAAGCAAUUCAAGGACAAGCUCGGGGAAGGAGGAUUUGGGUCUGUUUUCGAAGGGCAGCUAGGCGAGGAAAGGAUUGCGGUAAAACGUUUGGAUCGAGCUGGUCAGGGAAAGAGAGAAUUCUUGGCGGAGGUUCAGACAAUCGGUAGCAUUCAUCAUAUCAAUCUGGUGAGGCUGUUUGGCUUCUGUGCAGAGAAAUCCCAUAGGCUCUUGGUUUAUGAGUAUAUGCCGAAAGGAUCCUUGGACAGGUGGAUCUAUGGUCGACAUGAAAAUAGUGCUCCUCCGUUAGAAUGGAGGGUGCGAUGCAAGAUUAUCGCUGACAUAGCUAAGGGUCUCUCUUAUCUUCAUGAGGAUUGCAUGAAGAGAAUUGCUCAUUUGGAUGUCAAGCCACAAAAUAUCCUCUUAGAUGAUGACUUCAAUGCUAAACUUUCCGAUUUUGGACUAUGCAAGCUCAUUGAUAGGGAUAUGAGUCAAGUGGUUACAAGAAUGAGAGGCACACCUGGUUAUCUAGCCCCUGAAUGGUUGACAUCACAAAUCACGGAGAAGGCCGAUGUCUAUAGCUUUGGCGUUGUGGUCAUGGAAAUCGUGAGCGGAAGAAAGAACCUCGACACUUCCCUGUCUGAAGAGAGCAUCCAUCUUAUUACCCUAUUGGAAGAAAAGGUGAAGAACAAUCACUUGGAAGAUUUGAUUGACAAGAGCAGUAACGACAUGCAAGCACACGACCAAGAUGUGAUUCAGAUGAUGAAGCUCGCGAUGUGGUGUUUGCAGAUUGACUGCAAAGGAAGGCCUAAAAUGUCCGAGGUGGUCAAAGUCUUGGAAGGUACCAUGGAUGCAGAGAGCAACAUAGAUCAUAACUUUGUCACAACAAAUGAACCAAAUUUCGGUAUUGCUGGAAAUGUGAACUCUUCAGAUCCACCUGUAGCCUCAGAUGUAUCGGGUCCAAGGUGAAAUGAGUCAAUCCCGAGAAGACAGACAAUUAGAUUAUGAGGUGCUAAAUGAAAUGAGUGAAAGACCAGUCUGUUGUAUCUUUCCAAAUUAUUACAAUCUGAAGCCGCUUAUGUUGAGUUAAUUUUACCUGCAAAAUGUUUUAAUAUUACGAACCUUCUUGUUUUACAGCAGAAGAACUUAUUUAUUC
Messenger RNA from Triticum urartu, 2551 nucleotides. Its product is annotated as putative receptor-like protein kinase At5g20050. The record is from RefSeq and is a predicted model, not a curated record. Gene Ontology annotation, molecular function: protein kinase activity; ATP binding. Gene Ontology annotation, biological process: protein phosphorylation. NCBI's taxonomy places the organism in Eukaryota, Viridiplantae, Streptophyta, Magnoliopsida, Poales, Poaceae.